AUGUCCACAUUGACUGUACCUGAUGUUCUUAUAGCACUAAGAGACUUCAUUUCCAUCUGGAUUUCUCAAAUAAUCUAUUUUAACCAUAUUUACCCAGAUGAUGCCUUCAGCAAGAAGCUGUAUCUUGACCUUGUGGUCUAUCAAUGCAGAGCACCUGAAUUAAAUGAGUAUAUCGAGAGAUUUGCGAUAGACAUGAUCACUGUCUUGGUUGAAAAGGACGGAGGGGGUAAGGUCUAUGACGUUUUGGUGUUACUAUAUGAUGAGACUAACCUUCAUGUACGGCAGCGAUAUAUUGCCAAUUUUAGCCAGUUCCCGGGGCUCAAAGGCCAAUACUCUUCGCUUGACUUUCUUCUGAACCCAAAUCUUCUCAAAGAUACGCAAUCUGCGAAGAUCAACAUCCCAAACUUCACGCGAGGGGUGGUGAACACCAACUUGCGCAGCCUCAUGUUUUUCCACAUUGAGGAGCUCAAGAGAACGGAGGCUCCUCAGCCAAACGACUUCUUCUUUAAGCUUUUGUUGAAUGUCGAUGGUGAGAAUGAUCUCAACAAAUUUUCGUUCCAGUGGGGGAUGUCAGCAUAG
Messenger RNA from Candidozyma pseudohaemuli, 579 nucleotides. RefSeq lists its product as uncharacterized. The record is from RefSeq and is a predicted model, not a curated record. NCBI's taxonomy places the organism in Eukaryota, Fungi, Ascomycota, Pichiomycetes, Serinales, Metschnikowiaceae. The transcript is spliced from 2 exons. Bases 1 to 579 code for a protein of 192 amino acids. Gene Ontology annotation, cellular component: zeta DNA polymerase complex.